UUUUUGUCCCCCGCGUUGCUUCUCUGUCAUUCUCUCUCUCUCUCUCUCUCUCUCUACUCCUUUCCCAACCCAGCAACCCCCAAAUCCCACCUGUCUUUCUCUGUUCACCGUCAGAAAAGCAAGACAAAGCAAAACAAAAACAAAACAAAAGAAAAAGAAAAAGAAAAGGAAAAGCGAGACACAGCACAUUCAUCACCAGCACACCCUCAGAGAUUAUCAGCGGCGCGGUUUAGUGGCACAUGCCCCACCUCCCGGUUACUUUGUACGGUUGGAAAACAAGAACGCGGAAGACGAUUUAUAUCUGAGAAAGAGAGUCAGGAUGCGUAGGUGGCUUUGUUGCACUUGUCAAGUGGAAGAGUCUUAUCCAUCAAAUGAAAACGAACAUUUGAAGAGCCCGAGGAACUAUUCAGAUGGAAACAAAAAUGGUUCAAGGGUCGCAGCUCCUGCCAAACCUGAAGUGCAAAAGUCGGCACCCCCUCCUAUUGAAGUUCCCGCUUUGUCUCUAGAAGAGCUUAAAGAGAAGACCGACAAUUUUGGAUCCAAGGCAUUAAUCGGUGAAGGUUCCUAUGGAAGAGUGUAUUACGCAAGCCUGAACAAUGGGAAAGCUGUGGCCGUAAAGAAGCUCGAUGUUUCAUCUGAACCUGAGACAAAUGUCGAGUUCUUGACCCAGGUAUCCAUGGUUUCUAGAUUGAAGCAUGAAAAUCUUGUCGAGUUGCUUGGUUAUUGCGUUGAAGGGAAUCUCCGUGUGCUUGCCUAUGAGUUUGCCACCAUGGGAUCUCUACAUGAUAUACUGCAUGGUAGAAAGGGAGUUCAAGGGGCACAACCAGGUCCAACUCUGGACUGGAUGCAGCGGGUGAGGAUUGCGGUUGAUGCUGCUAGAGGUUUGGACUACUUGCAUGAGAAGGUUCAGCCUUCUAUUAUACAUAGAGAUAUCAGAUCUAGCAAUGUACUUCUCUUUGAAGAAUUCAAAGCCAAGGUAGCAGAUUUUAAUCUUUCGAAUCAGGCCCCCGACAUGGCUGCCCGUCUUCAUUCUACUCGAGUUUUGGGAACCUUUGGUUAUCAUGCACCAGAGUAUGCAAUGACUGGACAACUGACGCAGAAGAGUGAUGUGUACAGUUUCGGAGUGGUUCUUCUAGAGCUUUUGACCGGAAGGAAACCCGUUGAUCAUACCAUGCCCCGUGGACAGCAGAGUCUUGUUACUUGGGCUACUCCAAGAUUGAGUGAAGACAAGGUUAAGCAGUGUGUAGAUCCAAAGCUGAAGGGAGAAUAUCCCCCAAAGGGAGUUGCAAAGCUGGCAGCUGUGGCCGCCUUGUGCGUUCAGUAUGAAGCCGAGUUUCGGCCAAAUAUGAGCAUUGUUGUGAAGGCACUUCAACCGCUUCUGAAACCACCAGCUCCUGCUCCGGACUCUUCAUUAUAAGAGUUAUAAGCAAAUGCUGGCCAAUUCUGUUGUCAGUUGAAAUUUGUUCAUCCUUCGAAUGUUCUGGUCUCGUUCGCCCGAGGAUUUUGAGACGAAAGUUGCUAUAUAUGCAUAUAUUUGUUUAUUUUUUAUUUUCAUAAAAUGAGAUUGGGAGUGUAUUUGGGUUGGUUGGCCAAUUUUAUGUGCAUUGCUAAAGUUGUUCUGUUUCAUAGUGAACCAAGGGUGUAAAAGACUAAUAUGAGGAUGGGAUAUUUCUUACUUAAAAUGUUUUUUCUUUCCUUUUUAAAAAAAAAAAUUAUAUUUCUGGUUCUCUAAACGUGUAUGAUUUUUCAUGAAAAAAAUUGUUUCUUUUCA
Morus notabilis is the source of this 1771-nucleotide messenger RNA. RefSeq names its product PTI1-like tyrosine-protein kinase 1. The record is from RefSeq and is a predicted model, not a curated record. Gene Ontology annotation, biological process: protein phosphorylation. The coding region runs from base 320 to 1417 and encodes 365 amino acids. The transcript is spliced from 9 exons. Gene Ontology annotation, molecular function: ATP binding; protein tyrosine kinase activity. Lineage: Eukaryota; Viridiplantae; Streptophyta; Magnoliopsida; Rosales; Moraceae.